AUGUUUAAAAGUAAAAUAGCCCUUGGGAAUAAGAACUACCUCGGAAACAAGGACAGGAAAAAACUAGCUGUGACUAUCAAGAACACUUUCCACCUGGACAGCGACGAACAGGUGGACGAAAUAUUGGAUAAGGAAAACACAUGCGUCUGUAAAGUACAGAAAACAAAAAUAACUAUCUACCUCUCGAAGAACAUUCCAGUUCUUUUCACCAUCAAGAAUUAUAUAUUCCCCACGGUGUACACAUUAUGGAGGUUUCCACACAUAAUCCCCUGCUUUGUCAUAUACCCACCUGCGUCUGAAUUUUUGAUGAAGGGAGCAGACUUGAUGAUUCCAGGAAUAUGCAAAGAAGUAGAUAAUGUAGAAGAAUUAAAGGUUGGAAGUGUAUGGGGCGUUCGCGUAUUUAACAACCCCCACCUUUUUGCAGUUGGACAUUGUUCAGUCGAUUAUGAUAAUAAUAAUAACUUCUAUAACUUAAAAGGGAAAUGCUUAAAAGUUCUACACAUUUUUAAUGAUGAGUUGUGGAAAUUGGGAUCCCAAAUUAUUCCCCACAGCAGCUUCCAGGGGAAGAUUAUCGACUCGGUAGAAAAUGUUGUGGACAAUUUUGAUGAAUUUAAAGUGUACGAUGAGAAUAAGGGGAAGAAGAAGAAAAAGAAGGAGGAGGCAUAUAUGGCUGGGGAGCAGAAGGGUGCUAAUCAAAGAGGGGGCAACAGUAAAAAUGGUGAUAGUGAUGACAACCUCCUGGAUGAAAACCCUAACGACGAUGAACGCUACCGAGCCUUUACGGACGACGAGAGCGAACAGGAAAAGCCCAGUGUUGAAGGCGGUCCCAGUGGACAAAGCGAAACGAAGCCAAAAAUCACGACGAACCAAAAAAGCCUAGACAAUUUUUACAAACAUUUCGCAGUGAUACUAGCACAGAGGAAUCACGCAAAAGGAGAUGCAAAUCCGCCCUGUAGAAAAAAUGACCAGAGAGGAAAAAAACAAACCGUGAAAGAAACCCAAUUUAAGGAACAGGAUCUCCCAAGUGAAACGAAAAAAAUGUGCACAGUGAAUAUCGACUCAAUGGAGGAGAGUUCCCAUCAGGUAGAUGCUUCUUCGGACAAAAAGACGACUGAGAUGAAGAAGCAAUGCUUGGAUCGUAACACUUUAACUGAGAAGGGGAAAACAAAUAAUAUAAACAAAGGAAUGGACAAUGUCACCCUCACAGAGACAAACAUAAUGAACGAGUGGGACGAAUUCUCAGGGGAAGAAAGUGCGGAAUGUGAUCAGGAUGGAAAUAAUAGAGUUUCAAUAAAAAAGCCUGAAAGAAAAAACCAAUCGAAGGAGGCGAAAUAUGACGACGAAGAAACGGUAAGUGAAGCCUCCUCUGUAGACCAAUCCAAUGAGAGUAUGCCCCACGAAAGGGAUGAAAAGAACACAUUUGAAUUGAAUAGCGAACAGCAGGAUAUAUUACUGAUGUUCCUGUUCCUGGAAGUAGCUCAAUCACUUAGUGAUGACAACCUCCCUUUGGAAGUUUCCGGAAUAUACAGUAGGAUGACAAAGGAGUUUUUGUACAUUCACAGAAAUGGAUCCUUCCUGGCAGAACUACAAAAACUAGGCAUCCCAAGCAACAUAAUUAAAAAAAUAAAAGAAAAAGAAGUGAACCUAGAAUUAGAUGUUAAAAAAUCCACGUACAAAAAAAUCAGCAAAUUUAUUCAACAUUUAUCCAAGUUAAAAGUUAUUAAAAUAAAAGAAAACAGAAAUGUUAUAUCCGUCGUGAAUAUACGAAAGGGAAGUUCCAUAAUCUCGUCUUAUAAGCCCAUGUCCUUGGAGGAAAAAAAACUGUGUCAAUUGGAUGGAGGUGAAAAUAAUGGAGGAACGGCACAAAAGAGAGUGGAAUGCAAUUCAAACAAUGCCAAUCUGGAGAAAAGUGCAAAAAAUGAAGCAACAAAUAAAGGUGCACAGGUACUCGAAUUUUAUAUGCCAUCCUCCAAGGGGAUAAAUAUAUUCAAAUGUGUGGAUAGCAAAUCUGAAAGGAGUUCCUAUUACAACAUCAUGCAGUUAAAAGAUGUUCUAAAGUCGUAUGUACAGAAGCAGAAGUUAGUGAGUAGUAAAGAUUCCCAGGUGAUAAAGCUAAACGAUGAUUUGAGAGCUAUUUUAAAUGUGUCAUGUGAAUCUUCUACCAUCCCGUAUGAAUCACUCCUGAACCAGUUCAUCUCGACGCAACUUUCCUGCUAUGCCAUAAUCAAGCCGAAUGCUAAUUUCGAUGUUGAUCCAAUUAAAGUGACAAAGGGAAAGUGCCCUUCCAUUCACAUCUACGCAGUUGCCAGGAUGAAAGGGAAAAAAUAUGUUACCCACGUUACAAAUUUGUUCCUCUUCCAUGUGGAUCUGAACAAGUUUACUGAGUACGUACAGAAACAGCUAGCUUGUUCAUGUUCUAUUGUCAUUUCAGCUUCCACCAAAAAGGAGGAAGUCCUCGUGCAGGGCAAUGUCGUAAAUAUGAUCCACGACAUAUUGAUUAAAAAUUAUAACCUCCCCAGGAAGUACAUUGCGCUGAAUACCAAGUAG
Molecule: messenger RNA, 2547 nt
Organism: Plasmodium knowlesi strain H
Lineage: Eukaryota; Apicomplexa; Aconoidasida; Haemosporida; Plasmodiidae
Product: translation initiation factor SUI1, putative
Exons: 2
Coding region: 1-2547 (848 amino acids)
Biological process (GO): translational initiation; formation of translation preinitiation complex
Molecular function (GO): translation initiation factor activity
Source: RefSeq, a predicted model, not a curated record